Messenger RNA from Rhineura floridana, 1374 nucleotides. RefSeq names its product sulfotransferase 2A1-like. The record is from RefSeq and is a predicted model, not a curated record. Lineage: Eukaryota; Metazoa; Chordata; Lepidosauria; Squamata; Rhineuridae. Gene Ontology annotation, molecular function: sulfotransferase activity. The coding region runs from base 16 to 1011 and encodes 331 amino acids. Gene Ontology annotation, cellular component: cytoplasm. The transcript is spliced from 7 exons. Gene Ontology annotation, biological process: sulfation.
UGUAUGUUUGUGUAAAUGUGCCUGGAUGAGGGCCAGCACACCGAGACUGAACCCUGGUUAGGCAGAGACCCUGUGGCUGAGCGAUUCACAGGUCCAGGCAUUGGACAGUUCACCGCUUCUGGAAGUGGUUGCACUCCCUCUGAAGGAGCAGUGUCAUCAAUGACUUAUUUUGCGUACAAGGGGAUUUCUUUUCCUGUAGUUGACUACUCACUGGAAACACUCAGCUAUGUGGAAAAUGAAUUCCAGCUGUUGGAUGACGAUAUAGCGAAUGUUGUUUACCCCAAGUCAGGUACCAAUUGGAUGCAGGAGAUCUUGGGCUUAAUCUGGCAUGAUGGGAACCCCUCGUGGGUUCAGAGUUUACCAGUGUGGGAACGGUCACCCUGGAUUGAGACGGAUGAGGGCCUGAAAACAGCCUUGAAAUAUCCGUCACCCAGGCUCCUGGCUAGUCACCUGCCAUCCCACGUUUUCCCCAAGUCCUUCCUCCACUCCAAGGCCAAGGUCAUCUAUACCCUGAGAAACCCUAAAGAUGUGCUGGUCUCAUUCUACCACUUCUCCAAGGUCUGUAAAGGAUUCAAGGACCCUGGGACUAUGGAAGAGUCAAUGGAGGAGUUCCUGAGUGGGAAUGUGCCUUAUGGUUCCUGGUUUGACCAUGUGAAAGGCUGGAUGGAGAUGAAGGACAGACCCAAUGUCUUCUUCAACACGUAUGAAGAAUUACAGCAGGACCUGCGUGGGAGUGUGGAGAGGAUCUGUUGCUUCCUUGGCAAAGAGCUCAACAGCCAACAAAUCGACUCUGUGGUGGACAAUGCCUCCUUCCAGAAGAUGAAGGACAACAAGAUGUCCAACUUUUCCUUAGUCUCAGAGAGGCAUAUUGACCAUAAGAAAGGAAAGCUCAUGAGGAAAGGAAUCUCUGGGGAUUGGAAGAACCACCUGACCGUGGCACAGAGUGAACGCUUUGACCGGGUUUAUCAGGAGAAAAUGCAGGGUGCGAAGAUUCCCUUUCCAUGGGACUGACAAGAACCAGAUUGUUCCACCUGAUGUUCUUCAUCCUCGCACUCUUAUGUCUCAUAUAGUUCAUGUUCCUUCUGAUUAAUCACCAGGCAUUUUUACUGGGGAAUUUUUCGUUCCUCAGAUAUGGGAAGUAAUGGCACAACCUGUACAGCAGAGGGCAGUGGAUGUUAAAAAUAUGCCCAGUGCUGCAUGGGUACAUGAUAUUUGGAAUUCUAGCGUAGCUCCAGGGUUACCCUUGCUUGUCUCAAAAUAAACAUUGGGAUGUAUUCAACUAUUUUUUAAAUUAAGGAACCUAAGUUAGUCUGUUAACUUCAGUUGGUCUACUCUGAGUAAGACUAGCAUUAAACACUACGUUUCUUUGUAAAA